This is a messenger RNA of Ilex paraguariensis (yerba mate), 356 nucleotides long. Lineage: Eukaryota; Viridiplantae; Streptophyta; Magnoliopsida; Aquifoliales; Aquifoliaceae. The record is from the annotation of a GenBank genome assembly.
AUGACAAAAGAAGGAGCAGAAGAAUUUUUUCUCAAACCAGUGAGACUAUCAGAUGUCAAUAAGCUUAAACCCCAUAUGAUGAAAGCCAAAUUCAAAGAUCAUGAAAAGCCAGCAAAACAAGAAGAAGAAGCAUCAGAAACACCAGAGGUACAGCAAUCACAACCACCACAACCUCAAAGUAAUAAUAACAAGAGGAAGGCCAUGGAUGAAGGGCUUUCAUCAGAUAGAACAAGACCCAGAUACAGUGGCCUCACUGUGGUCUCUAAUUGAUCAUGACAAGUACUUUUUUCUGUUCCUUUUUGCCCAAUCUGAAAAAUGAAAUUCACAUAACCCUUGUAGAGAGAGAGAGAGAGAGA